UAUGAUAUUCAAUAGUUACUUUAAAAGUGCUUUUCGUUGAGGCAAAUGACAGCACUCUAAUUGUACACGCAAACUGGGGUGAACCAUGCAGAAUGAAGGGCAAAAUUAUUAUAGAUGACAGUAUUGAGAAAGUCAAGCCUCAUCGAUAAUGUCUAAUAUGGGUUUCAGGAAAGUUUUCAGCAGAAAUGUAUUGUUUUGCUCAUUGUUUCUAUCAUUCUUAUUACUCUAGUUUCAAGGGACCAGUACCCAAAAACUAACGUGUUGUAGAUGUAUAUAAAUUAUUUAUGAACCAAACCAUCUAUGUAUGUAAUAUUUGAUUAUAUAAAAGCAGGUGUAUGGUGUUUGUUAAAGUAGUUUCUUGUUUGACUCUGACUCAUUAUGCACUUGUAUGUUUGUGGUGAUGGAAUGAGUGAAAUUUUGCAUGCAUCCUAAUUUGUGAGGAUUUGCAAACCAGGUCGAAGGGACUUUGAAUUGCAAAUAGAUGUUGAACGAGGGAACUGAAGAUUUAUCACAGUGAAAGCAACAACAAUGAGCUCUAAAGUAAAUUGCACUGUCAUGAUUGAUGUAACAAUGAAAUGUAUAUUCAUUUUCAGGAGAGUUUUUCCCCAGCAUUCUCUUGGCUCUACUGACCUCACUUCCUGUCUGUAUCUGUGGGUGACCGUGCCUGACUACCGUUGCCAUGGGUGAAAUGGAGCAACUGCGAAAGGAGGCGGAGAGCCUGAAGGAUGAGAUUACUGCGGCUCGUAAAGCAGUGCAGGACCUCACGCUGCAGGAUCAUGUGGCGGGGACAGCUGUUGUGGGCCGUGUCCAGCUAAAGACCAGGAAGACAUUGAGAGGACAUCUGUCCAAAAUCUAUGCCGUGCACUGGGGGGACUCGAAACUGUGUGUCAGUGCAUCUCAAGACGGUAAACUGAUUGUAUGGGACAGCUACACCACCAACAAGGUGCACGCAAUCCCACUGAAGUCCUCGUGGGUGAUGACAUGUGCGUACGCACCUUCAGGAAACAUGGUGGCGUGUGGAGGACUUGACAACAUGUGCUCCAUCUAUAACCUGAAGGGCAAAGAUGGCAACGUGAAGGUCAUGCGUGAGCUCGCAGCACACACAGGUUACCUGUCCUGCUGCCGCUUCCUGAAUGACAAUGAGAUCAUCACCAGCUCUGGAGACUGUACCUGUGUUCUGUGGGACAUUGAGACAGGAACGCAGAAGACGGUGUUAGGUCAUCUGGGUGACUGUAUGUCUCUGGGUGUGGCCCCUGACUUCAACACUUUCAUCUCAGGAGCCUGUGACUUCACAGCCAAACUGUGGGACAUCCGUGACGGCCAGUGCAGACAGACCUUUGGAGGCCACGAGAGUGACAUCAACGCCAUAGGGUUUUUCCCCAAUGGCAAUGCAGUGAUCACAGGUUCAGACGACGCUUCCUGCAAGCUGUACGACCUGCGUUCAGACCAGGAGCUCAUCACAUACCAGGACUCCGGCAUCAUGUGCGGCGUGACCUCCCUCGCUCCCUCCCUCUCUGGAAGACUCAUCCUCGCUGGGUACGACGACUUCAACUGCAACAUCUGGGACUCGCUGAAGGCGGAGAGAGUCGGAGUGUUAUCUGGUCAUGACAACAGAGUGAGCUGUAUUGGCGUGACACCUGAUGGGAUGGCCUGCUGCACAGGAUCAUGGGAUAGCUUUCUGAAGAUCUGGAACUAAGGCUCUGUCUCAAACGGAGGCAAAUAUAGAAUAUGUCAAAGACAGGGAAAAAUGUAAAGGGGACAAUUGAAACAGGACUAUGGGAUAUAGUUGUAUAAGUAGGGAGGGAAAGCGAUAUGUUUGUUGUGCCGUCACAACGAGAAAGAUUGUGAAUAAGAAAACCUCAUUUAGAGAUGGGCUGACCUGUAGAAUAAUAUUGUUAAAGAAAUCUUGCAAUACCAGAAAACCUGUUUUUCAGGGACUGCUAACUGCAAAAGUGGGCAUUUACAAAGCCAUUACCUAUUUGGUGAUUUGUGAGGUAAUUUUUGGAUAGGGUCUUUAACACAUGGGUGUCACAGCAUAUUAUCUAUAAUAACAUAUGAAAUAAGACUUUCAACUCUAGUUGAAUUAAGCUUACUGAUAUCUAAAAGCAUCAUGUGCUAUCAAACCUAUAUGACAGAGGUUGCCAAAAUAGUUGCGCAAGAUCGAAUAUAAUGACUUAAGUCUACACAGAAUGAUAUUUUCACUUUUAUAAAAUGCGGUUUACAAAUUACGGAUAGAUUAAACAAGUUUUAGUGAGACUGUCUGAUUGAGUUUAGUGUUAAGAUUUUUUUUUUGAUAGUGCACUGAUAGUGUCAUCUGUUUUUUCUGCUUAUU
Molecule: messenger RNA, 2332 nt
Organism: Onychostoma macrolepis
Lineage: Eukaryota; Metazoa; Chordata; Actinopteri; Cypriniformes; Cyprinidae
Gene: gnb3a
Product: guanine nucleotide binding protein (G protein), beta polypeptide 3a
Biological process (GO): G protein-coupled receptor signaling pathway
Cellular component (GO): cytoplasm; heterotrimeric G-protein complex
Molecular function (GO): protein binding; signaling receptor complex adaptor activity
Source: RefSeq, a predicted model, not a curated record